CGUUCUAAUUCGGACACGCGACCGUGAAUUAUAGAAUUACCAAAUCACAGUGUAAUUUAAUUUAAGGAAAUAUAAAUAGCCAAGAAGCUAAGUGAAAAUAAAAUGCCACCCCAUAUGUGCUCAGCUUUGGGGCUUGUGUGUGUGGGCCUGAUUCUUGGCCAAGUGCAAGCCGAACUGGACUUCAACAACGAUCUCGAAAACAGCCAAAAGUUCAAGAGCAUACCUACCACAGUGAAAACCUAUGAGAACGACACAGUGCAGCUUCCUUGCACCUUAAACACUCCCUUUCGCUACGUCCGCUGGCAUCGGGACGAUGUGGCCCUGGUGGACUCCAGACACCCGGAGCUCCCGACGCCGGACCGCAUAAUGCUCUGGCCAAAUGGCAGCCUGCAGGUGGCCAAUGUGCAGUCCACUGACACCGGCGACUACUACUGCGAAAUGAACUCGGACUCGGGUCAUGUGGUCCAGCAGCACGCCAUCGAAGUGCAACUGGCACCUCAGGUGCUCAUUGAACCAUCGGAUCUCACGGAACAGCGGAUUGGAGCCACCUUCGAGGUGGUGUGCGAGGCCCAGGGAGUUCCCCAGCCGGUCAUCACCUGGCGCUUAAACGGCAAUGUCAUCCAGCCGCAGAGCAACACGGGAAACCGGCAAAGCCUCAUCCUGGAGAUCAAGUCGAGGAACCAGGCGGGCCUCAUCGAAUGCGUGGCCAGCAAUGGAGUGGGUGAGCCAGCCGUGGCCAAUGUGUACCUUCAUGUGCUAUUUUCGCCCGAGGUGAGCAUACCGCAGCCCGUGGUGUACACGAAAUUGGGCUCCCGUGCCCAUCUGGAGUGCAUUGUGGAGGCGGCACCGGCGGCCACGGUCAAGUGGUUCCACCAUGGACUGCCGGUGGCACUGGGUGCCCACUCCACCACUCACGAAUCGGAGUUGCAGACGAACCGGUCGGUGGAUCAUUACGUGAACGCCGUGCGUCACAUGCUGGUGGUGAAGAGCGUGCGGAACGCGGAUAUGGGGCAGUACGAGUGCCGUGCCAGCAAUCAGAUAUCCGUGAAAAGCGGAAGUGUUGAGCUGACCGGCCGCCCGAUGCCCUGCCUCUUCAAGAUCAAUCCGGGCACCCAGAGCUCCACGUCGCACGUCCUCGUUUGGCAGACCGAGAGCCUGCUGCCCAUCAUGGAGUUCAAGCUCAAGUUCCGACAGAUCCCAUCCAACAAUGUCACCCGCCAAGUUAGAACCAACUGGACGGAACUCACGAUCCCGGCGCAGGCCACAAAUGGACUUAUCUAUAUAACCACCUAUACUUUGCACGGCCUCCAACCCGCCAGUCUCUACGAAGUUUCCGUGCUGGCCAGAAAUAGCUUCGGUUGGAGCGACAAUAGCAAGAUAGUGCGUUUCGCCACAGGUGGAGAAGUGGAACUACCCAACUACUCGACUGAAUCGGAGCUUCAGGAUGAUUUGACCGACGAGGACUUCCACAACGAAAUCACCCAGAGAUCGGAGGUUCUAUCGGCCAGCAUGAUGUUCAAUUCGGGCUCAGUUAUUGGGUGCGGAAUCAGUGCCUUCAUAUAUUCCUUAUGCCUUUUACAUCUAUUACGAUUAAUAAGUUAGGUCUCAAUUUAAAAUAUACGCACUUCUACUCUA
This is a messenger RNA of Drosophila teissieri, 1635 nucleotides long. RefSeq names its product neurotrimin (gene wrapper). NCBI's taxonomy places the organism in Eukaryota, Metazoa, Arthropoda, Insecta, Diptera, Drosophilidae. Bases 103 to 1602 code for a protein of 499 amino acids. Gene Ontology annotation, cellular component: axon; neuronal cell body; plasma membrane. Gene Ontology annotation, molecular function: protein binding; axon guidance receptor activity. The transcript is spliced from 5 exons. Gene Ontology annotation, biological process: homophilic cell-cell adhesion; synapse organization. The record is from RefSeq and is a predicted model, not a curated record.